AUGGAGAUCCCCAAAGUGCUCGGGCUCCUGGUAGAGCUCGCAAGUCUGUUAUCUUGUCUCAGAUGUGUGGAGGCUUUCCUGGGAUCCCAGCCCAACCAAAACCAUUUGCAGAGUGCAGCGUCCAGCGUCUGCGGUGUCGGAGCUCUUGGGUAUUACAACGGCUCACUGGCGGUCACCGAGGCUGGGGCAGAGUGCCUCAGCUGGGCAGAGUUCCCCGAUUAUGUCCAGCAGUACCCAGACCGCGGCUUGGGGGACCACAACCACUGCAGGAACCCAGAUGGGGGAACUACACCCUGGUGCUUCUACCGGCUUGCGUCAGGGGCCAUUGGCUGGGCUAACUGUGACUGUAACCAAGGUGCUGUGCGGUUGGCUGAAGACAGUAGUGUGGAGCUGUACUUCAGUGGACUCUGGGGCACCAUCUGUGCUGACCACUGGACUGACUGGGAUGCCAGCGUUGUCUGCAGGCAACUGGGUCUCAGUGAGAUCGGCACAGCUGGGAAGAAGAGCCAUCCCGCACUGUGGCCUGUUCCCCUGCACCUGCAGUCAGCAAACUGCCACGGGGAUGAGAAAACCCUGCUGCAGUGUGCCUAUCGGGAAGCUGUGUCAGGAGCUUGUAAGCAGGGGAGUGCCAUGGUAACCUGUGUCCCUCCAGAAGGUGUAGGUGCCCCGCUGCGUUUAGUUGGGGGAAAGGAGAGCUUUGAAGGCCGAGUGGAGGUCUACCAUGAUGGCAAGUGGGGUACCAUCUGUGAUGACCAGUGGGACGACCGGGAUGCUGAAGUAGUCUGUAGGCAGCUGGGACUCAGUGGGAACCCAAAGGCCUUGUCGUGGGCUCACUAUGGGCAGGGAUCUGGCCCAAUCCUGCUGGAUGAAGUGGAGUGCUCAGGCAAUGAACUCUCACUUGACCAGUGCAAGAAGAGUGACUGGGGACAGCAAAACUGUGACCACAUUGAAGAUGCUGGGGUCUCCUGUGACCCUUUUACAGAGGGCACUGUCAGGCUGGCUGGGGGCCGCAGCCCCAGCGAAGGCAGGGUAGAAGUUUAUUACAACGGAGACUGGGGCACAGUAUGUGAUGAUGGCUGGACAGACCUUGGUGCCCAGGUGGUCUGCAGGCAGCUGGGCUUCAGUGGUCCAGCUAUUCUGGCCUCUGAAGGGGACUAUGCUGCUGGCCAAGGCUUUAUCUUACUGGAUGAUGUGGCUUGUGUGGGAACAGAACUGUCCCUCCUGGACUGUCCCCACAGCAACUGGGGACAGCAUGACUGCUCACACGCUGAGGAUGUGGGAGUCCGCUGCUCCCCGGAGAGCAACACAGUCAUGGAUGGCAGCCUGGGGCCUCCUGUGCGGCUGGUGGAUGGAGAAAGCACCAAGGAGGGACGAGUUGAGGUAUUCCUGAAUGGGCAGUGGGGCAGCGUCUGUGAUGAUGGCUGGACAGACAGAGAUGCUGCGGUGGUUUGCAGGCAACUGGGAUUCAGUGGUACAGCAAAAGCCAGGGCAAUGGCUUAUUUUGGUGAAGGCCAUGGGCCCAUCCAUCUGGACAACGUAGAAUGCAGUGGCACGGAGAACACCCUGGGGCAAUGUGUCAGGCCUGACAUCGGGAUUCACAGCUGCUGGCACAGUGAGGAUGCUGGUGUGAUCUGUGACUAUGUGGAAGAGAAAGUCCAAGAUAUCAGGAGAACAGGUCCAGAAUCUGGUGUGUGUGGGAUGCGCCUGCUUCAUCGUCGCAAGAAAAGGAUCAUAGGUGGAAACAAGUCUCUCAGAGGCGGAUGGCCGUGGCAGGCCUCACUACGGUUGAAGGGUUUUCAUCAAGAUACUCGUCUGCUGUGCGGAGCAACACUGAUCAGCAGCUGCUGGGUAGUGACUGCAGCCCACUGCUUCAAAAGGUUUGGUGUUGAUGUGCGGCGCUACCUGCUGCGGGUGGGUGAUUACCACACAGGCGUGAAGGAUGAGUUUGAGAGGGAGCUGCCUGUGGAGCGGAUUGUCCUCCACAGGAACUACUGGGCCGGCAGCAACGAUAAUGACAUUGCCCUGGUCCGGAUGCGGGGCAGAGAGGGGCACUGCCUCUCCUUCAAUCACCACGUUCUGCCUGUCUGCCUGCCUGACAGGAAAGAGAAGUCUGACAUCAACAGGCAAGCCUGCAUCAUCUCCGGCUGGGGAGACACAGGGAAGUCCUAUUCGAGAACCCUGCUGCAGGGGGUGGUGCCUCUUCUCCCACGGGAAGACUGUGAGGUCCGUUACGGGCAGAAGUUCACUAACCGCAUGAUUUGUGCUGGGAACCUCUCUGAAGAUAAGCGGGUGGACAGCUGCCAAGGUGACAGUGGAGGGCCACUCAUGUGUCAGAGGUCCAACGGACGCUGGAUCAUUUUGGGGAUCACUUCCUGGGGUUACGGCUGUGGUCGGAAGGAUUCCCCCGGUGUGUACACAAAGGUCAGCAAAUACGUACCCUGGAUCAAGAAAGUGACCAAGCUAAAAUGAAAAUGUCUGAGCUCUAGGAACUUCAACGUAUGGUCCUUUUGCUAUAUGGCAGCAGAAGGCUGUAGCUUCUGGCCUGUGACUGAUGGAGGUUUAUUUUGUCAUUGGACACUGUGGAAAGACUUUAGUGUAAAACUGGGAGAAAACCAGUUAUGGCUGAUUCUUUAAAGUCUUUGGUUUCACUUUAGUCCAUAAUCUCUGAGCAGAGAAAGCAGGUGCACACUGGUA
Cariama cristata (Red-legged seriema) is the source of this 2694-nucleotide messenger RNA. RefSeq names its product neurotrypsin-like. Gene Ontology annotation, biological process: proteolysis. Gene Ontology annotation, cellular component: membrane. The coding region runs from base 1 to 2469 and encodes 822 amino acids. The record is from RefSeq and is a predicted model, not a curated record. Lineage: Eukaryota; Metazoa; Chordata; Aves; Cariamiformes; Cariamidae. The transcript is spliced from 15 exons. Gene Ontology annotation, molecular function: serine-type endopeptidase activity.